Messenger RNA from Aspergillus mulundensis, 729 nucleotides. Its product is annotated as putative integral membrane protein. The coding region runs from base 1 to 729 and encodes 242 amino acids. Gene Ontology annotation, cellular component: endomembrane system; membrane. The record is from RefSeq and is a predicted model, not a curated record. Lineage: Eukaryota; Fungi; Ascomycota; Eurotiomycetes; Eurotiales; Aspergillaceae. The transcript has 7 exons.
AUGUCAUCAAUCACCAAAGUCCACCCAUUGCAGCGGCUACCUAGCCCGUCGAGAGGCUUCUCAGCUUUGAUACAUGCAUCCGGGCUAGCCAGCUUCAUAUGGUCUUUCAAGUAUAUGAAUGACAACCCUAAUCACGCCAACGAAGCAUAUGGAUGGCAUUUCCAGUACCUGACCGUCCUCGGUCUCUCUUUGGCAACACUCACUUUCGCCGUCGGCCUACUAGCGGACAUCACCUUGUCCGCGCGGCUGUUCUUGGUGAAGAACCUGCUGUCUGUCUGCAGCGCCCCUAUGGAAGUUCUCAUCAGCAUCCUCUACUGGGGCCUUCGCUUGAUCGAUGAGCGCCUGGUUGUUCCGGAGUGGGCUGUGAUUCCCAUGCAUGCCGAUAUCAGCUUUCAUGCAAUCCCCUCUAUCGUCUUCCUAAUCGAUCUGCUCUUCCUCUCCCCGCCAUGGACCAUUACGAUCGGCCCAGCCCUCGGCCUUUCCAGUGCAAUCGCUGUCAGCUACUGGUUCUGGAUUGAGCGCUGCUUCCAGUACAAUGGAUGGUACCCCUACCCAAUCUUCGAGCAGCUCCCCUUCGAAGGUCGUGUUGGGCUCUUUGCUCUAAGCGCCACGGUCAUGGCUCUCAGCACGGCGACUCUCAAAUGGCUCCACGGUCGUGUGAACGGCUUCGGAACACCCGUGAGCGCCAAGGCCCGACCUGGCUCUGUGAAGGCGAACGGUAACCUCUAA